UGCGUACAGCUCUAACUCCGAGAAGAAGAAAAAUGGAGCAUUUGAUGGAAAUUGACACAGAUGACGACUUUCCUCAGUUCACCUUAGCAGAGAUUCUAGAAAUGGAGAGCAUGUUUAAGAGCAAGGGUGAAAAGACUUUUGAUCAAGAGAUCUGUGAAGAGCUUGCUGCAAAGUUCAGUUCCUCACCCUAUCGGUCUGGAAAAUCUUUGAUAUCUUGGGAACAGGUUAAAACUUGGUUCCACAACAAGAAGCAAGACGGGCUGAUGAAGAAAGAUACUCUAUUAUCUCUCAUUGACAAAACAUGUGUGACUCCUCAUUCUGUAAUAAGACCAAAGAAAACUGUCUCAUCCGUUCGGAAGCUAGCCUCACAAUAUGCAUCUGAAAAAUACGAGAAGCCCAUUGGUGAAAGGGCAGCAGAGCUCUCGGACUUGGCUUUUGAAGCUCUCUCGGCGAAGGACUUAGCUUGGUAUGAUGUUGCUACAUUCCUCAACUAUCGAGUUACUCAUUCGGGUGAACUUGAGGUCCGUGUGAGAUUUGCUGGAUUCAGGAACGACCAAGAUGAGUGGGUGAGCAUUAGAAAGGGAGUUCGUGAGCGUUCGAUCCCCCUAGCUCCAUCAGAAUGUGAGAAAGUGGAGCCUGGUGAUCUUGUACUAUGCUUCAGGGAAAAUGAAGAUUAUGGAUAUGCUUUAUACUGUGACGCACACAUUGUUGAAAUUGAAAGAAAUCCACAUGAUAUCACAGCUUGCACGUGCAUCUUUGUUGUUCGGUAUGACUUUGAUAACUUUGAGGACAAAGUAGAAAGUAACAAGAUAUGCUGCAGACCUGCCAAAUAAGGUAAUUCGCAAGUUAAAGGUUCCCCCACUGGGUACAGGUUUCCUGUGCAUUAACAAGGACUUGAGAGGAUUUAAAACUUGUUUCUUAGUGCCUUUUUAAUGUAUGCGCUUGUUUGGAUGCUGUGAUAUUUAGCGGUAAAUGAAAAUUUUCAUUGUAAAAUCCUCUUUUCCUAGGAGCGCAACAAGCUAGCCAUUGACACUCGCCAAUGAACUUGUGGGACUUUGGUGUAUGGAUUGACCUUGUAUCCCCAAUAAUGUCUGCAGUUGUUUUAGAGGUGUUAGGUCUGGAAAAAAUGGAGUACAUGAACGCAAACACUUGGAGUAACAAUUGUGAUAGCAGUCAUCAGAACUCAGAAGUAAUUUUGAAUGAAUUCGGCGAUGAAGCCUACUUAUAUUGUACUUAUAUUGUGCUAAGCCUGUAAUUUCAGUGCAAUGAAAUUGUCAAGAAUGUAUCCUCUCAACUUAAAUAAUUGUGUAAACUGUUAAAUGGAAACUGGCCGAUGCAACCAUCAUUAGGUAAAA
Messenger RNA from Cuscuta epithymum, 1355 nucleotides. The record is from the annotation of a GenBank genome assembly. Lineage: Eukaryota; Viridiplantae; Streptophyta; Magnoliopsida; Solanales; Convolvulaceae.